Messenger RNA from Aplysia californica (California sea hare), 3562 nucleotides. Its product is annotated as methylsterol monooxygenase 1. Lineage: Eukaryota; Metazoa; Mollusca; Gastropoda; Aplysiida; Aplysiidae. Gene Ontology annotation, biological process: sterol biosynthetic process. The record is from RefSeq and is a predicted model, not a curated record. Gene Ontology annotation, molecular function: iron ion binding; C-4 methylsterol oxidase activity. Bases 98 to 967 code for a protein of 289 amino acids. The transcript has 8 exons.
GGCAAGUGUGGGCUGAGCGAGAGUCUUCAGUUCAGUCAACCCUGACCCAACCCCUAUUCUUUCAGUCUUUCAGUCGCUGGCAUCACUGGCAGGCACCAUGGAGAACGAAACCGUUGCUCAGUUUCUGAGGCCAGAGCAGUUUUUGGAGUACUUACCGGAAAAUCCAAUUAAAGAACAGUUUGCAGAAGCUUGGACUUACAUGAACAAGCACUACACAAAGUUCCAAAUCGCAACAUGGGGUUCUCUCAUCGUUCACGAGCUGGUGUAUUUUGCUGCCUGCCUGCCGGGAAUCCUGUUUCAGUUUAUGCCUUUCAUGCGCCGAUUCAAAAUCCAAGAGAAUCGACCUGAGACGUUUGAUGGCCAGUGGAAAUGUUUCAAGCUCUUGAUGUUCAAUCACUUUUGCAUUCAGCUUCCGCUGAUUGCAGGCACAUACGUCUUCACAGAGUUCUUCAACAUCCCUUAUGGCUGGGAGGAAAUGCCAACAUGGUACAACCUUGCGUUGAGAGUGUUUGGCUGUGCGGUGAUUGAGGACACUUGGCACUACUUCCUGCACUCUGCACUUCACGAUAAACGUAUCUACAAGCACAUCCACAAGGUCCACCACCACUACCAGUCUCCAUUUGGCAUGACAGCUGAGUAUGCUCAUCCUUUGGAAACUUUGAUCCUGGGCAUGGGAUUUUUCAUUGGCAUCUUGCUCUUGGCCAACCACUUGAUACUGCUCUGGGCCUGGGUCACCGUGCGUCUGUUUGAGACCAUCGACGUUCACAGCGGCUACGACAUCCCCUACCUGAACGUCUUCCACUUGAUUCCUUUCUAUGGAGGUGCCAAGUUCCACGACUUCCACCACUACAACUUCACAGGCAACUACUCCUCCACAUUCACCUGGUGGGACAAAAUCUUUGGCACUGACCGUCAGUUCAAGGAAUACUACACCAAACUGGAGGGAAAGAAGAGCAAAUCCCAGUAACUCUGUCCAUCAGGCACGGAGAGGUCACAUGACUUCCCCCUCGGCUGUUGUCUCAGCAUUAGUAAAUGGCUUGCCUUGGCCAAGCAAACGAAAGUGACAAAAAGAAGAAACAGAAGGGCUUCAUAGACUACGGACAAAUUUCCUUAUCAGUCGGUCGCACAUCAUUUUUAAAAACUUAAUUGAGUUUAAUUGCCUUUGGAUUGUGUGUAUGGGGACGGAAUCUUUUCCUUUGGUUCUCUCUAUUUCUCCCUGCUGAGCUGAGUAGAGCUCCAGGUGGAGUCGGAUGUUUCUGGGUAUGCUCUGUGGCAGGAUGGGGGAUGGGGGCCGGUCGCUUCACUCCGGACACUCGGGGGUAGACUGGUGUGAUGCUGUCAAUCUCCCCUCUUCUACGUGUCUGUUACCCUUCACGCUCUGUUGAGACAGAUGUGGUCAAGUGAUUCUGUUGUCGGGCUGUAGGUGGCUCACACAGAGCAGGGCUGUGGUUCUGUUGCUGCGAGGUAGACCACCAUUUUCUCCAUUGUGCCUGAAAGUGUCCUGCCCUCGUCAUUGGCCUGUCUUUCGUCUCAGAGUGGCCACCUCUUCAUGCUGCAGAGCCUGGGAGCGCAGUCUUUGACGAGCCGUCCUUGUGAUUUCUUCUAAAUUCUGUCAUCUUACAUCUUUUCAGGGUCGCGGCUGGACAUUUAUUUAUACCGCAGCUAUUGUACAUUGCAAAAUGACCACCUUUUUGUAUUAUUUCUUUUUCCCUUGCCCUUUGUAUUUGUUUUAUCUCCUCAUAUUUCUGUGAAUGAAAUUCUUUCAUCGUGAACUAGUGCAGGUUUGUGGACUGUUCUGUUCCAGGCUCUGUUCUAUUGAUGGAGAAAAUCAAAAAGUGGUUGUCUGUAGACCUGACAUAUGUUGUUGGAGCCAUGUUUUAUUUUUAUGUGUGACCCUCGGCUGAUAGUGUGCCCGAGACUCCAUCAGUGUGAGGAGAUCACUUCCGAGUUGUAUAAAUGCCAGAUGUUGAGGAAAGUUGUCUUGUGUUUUUCUUGAUUGAAUGUGUUGUCAGGAAAAGUGUAAGAGGAAAUGACAUUGUUUUUGUCUUACGUUGCAUGGUUGUUGACUUUUGUUGUCGUUCUAUGGAGUAUGUGUUUGUCCAGAACACUAAGUCAGGUGUGUUGUGUCUGUAUUGAGAAUUUUGCCCUGAAGGUACUUGACAUAGAGCUUUGAUUUUGAAUUGAAUGCUUAUGUACAACAGCCAGUCCUUCAACUAUUUAUUAAUGAUGUACAAUCUUUGUUUGCUACUCUCUGUGGAUUUUACUUUCAUGUUGAGGAGGAGGAAAUGGUCAUUGGUUUUGCUGAAGCCAAAGAUGAAGCGGUUGUUGUUGUUGUUGAUGGUGUUGUCGUCAGUGAGAACUGAUGCUAGAAAUCUAGAUCAAAAUUGUUAGCCCGGUGGGUUUGAGAUUAAACAGCUGGGAGGGGAGGAAGAUCCAGUUUACCAAUGUUGACUUUGCUUUUAUAUAUAUCUAUUUCUUUAUCUCUUGAUUUAGCAACUCAUAUUCCUUGGAAGAAUGUGCGAAAACUUUGUCAGUUUGUGAAUUGACAAGCAAUCUGAUAGGAACUGAAAAUUUUGUUGUUUCCUAUGCACUGUUUGCUUGAGCAGCCUUGUUUCACAAUGGGCUGGGGUUCGCACACGACAGGCGGUCUCGUGCAGAGGGAAAGUUUUUAGACUCUGAAGGUUUUGAACAUUUUCAAUGAAUUUUCUUGUGUGUCUUUUUAUCUGUCCCACCAUGGGAUGCUGCUUUAUGUCCAGAUUUUAAGUGUUGUUUCUUUUGUCAAGUGCGCGCCCCAGACUUUUAUUUUGCAAGAAUAUUCAGAGUAAGCAGAUUGUGAUAGCGAUUUAGAAUUUUUAAUCAUCUGGUCAGAGCCAAAGAGAUUUGUUGAUCUGUGAAAGCAGGUGCAGUCAGCUUUUUUUUUUUUGUCAUCUCGAUGUUUUUUACCAAAAUUGUGUUGAGAUUCAUUUUGCGUCUCUGUUUCAGGGAAGUCACACCAAAAAAAAAGCACUUAUGAUUGAGUUAUGUUUCAUUAUUUGCGGGUUGGGUUUUGUUUUGUUGUUUUUGCUUUUUGGUUUUUUUUUGUCGUUCCUGAGAUUGUUGUGGGUCACUGGGGCAGUGGUGUCAGCCAUGACAUGGUUUUGUGAAAUAAGUCGGGGAAACUGACGGGGAAGAAAACCCUUGUGUGUCUGGCCCCAGGGACCCAUCCACUCUGCACUAUUUGUAUCUCAUUUUUUAAGUUGCCAUAAACCCAGUGGCUUGUUUAGUAACAAUAUUUAAUUGUUGUUGCUACGUUUGCUCAGAUUGUUCAUGUUUUCUUUGUGUUGGUUUUAUUAUUAUGCAGGGGAGUUCACUGCAGCUGUAAAGGUUUUUUUUCUCUUUUUUUCCCCUUUCUUUUUAAAGUGUAGUGGGGGGGGGGGGGGGAUAAUGAUUAUUUUCCAAAGUUUCACUGACUUUAUUUGAUUUGUACAUGUACUUAUUUUUGGAUCUUUAUGUCAUGCUUUGUUGUUUUUUAAGUGUCUAUUGUGAGAACGGAAAAACAUUAAACAUGUGUGUAAAAACUCAA